This is a messenger RNA of Aspergillus japonicus CBS 114.51, 1152 nucleotides long. RefSeq lists its product as uncharacterized. Lineage: Eukaryota; Fungi; Ascomycota; Eurotiomycetes; Eurotiales; Aspergillaceae. The transcript has 2 exons. The coding region runs from base 248 to 1057 and encodes 269 amino acids. The record is from RefSeq and is a predicted model, not a curated record.
CCCAAUUCAAUAUCAUUCAUGGCGUGUCUCGUCAGCAAUCGUUUUUUCUUAGAGGGAUUCACCAUGAAAGGUUUAGCGAGAAUCACCACGCAGCUCACAAAGAUGAGAUUUCUCCCACGAGACAGACCCAAGGCAGAGACAAAGAGACCUUCAGGAGUAUACAACAGCUCUCUCCGUCAUAAUGUCUUACUUGCUGUUUGACAAAAGAUAGGUAUGACCAUAGACCAACCAUGGUGUCAGCAAUCAUAUGGAACCAUCCAAGCACGCAGCCAACGAGCAGAGGAUUCCUCCUAUCGAGCCCAGCGACACAGAAGCAUUAUCCAGCGUUGCAUCCCAGCGAUCUGCUCCACCGACACCACACUCAGUGUUCGAGACAGCAGCGACGCCAAGCUCUGACACUUCUUCUCUAGCAAGUACACCACCUCCCAAACCGGAGACUCCUAUACCAGCCUUCGACCCGGAAGACUGGAGCGCCCCAAUCGCCCACACCUACGCCGGCUGCACCGUCCUCAGCUUCCCAGACGACAUGCACACCCUCAACGUCCAGGGCGCGCGAUUCCUCAUCCACAUCUACACCUGCCCCGUCGGCGACCUCGACUGGGACAAAGCCAUCGCCAAUCUGCUGCAGUGGUGUAGUUUCGAGCAGCACCGCCAAGAUCCCCUCUGGCCCCAAGAACAAGCACAACCCGCCUCCCCCCCGCCGAUCCACGGCCUGAUCCAAUGCCCCCCAUUCAUCCAGAUCUUCACCUCCCUCCACCCCUCCACCUUCCCCACCGUCCCCGCCAAGCUUACAACCACAGGCAAAUUCGUCCGCUACCAACCCGCCCUGAAAUCACUGUUCCACGUCCCGCACGACCUCCGUCGCGUCCCGGAGCUUUAUCAACGCAUCAUCCAGCUCGAGGAGCCCGACUUCUCCCUGGCAGAUGAUAUCCCAAACCUCUCGUGGAUGUUCGCCGAGCAGUACGCGCACAAGAAGUGGCGGUGGUAUCUGAACCGGCGGGCCGUGUGGGAGGCGACGAGGCCGCGGCUGUCGGAGGAGCAGAUGGAGAUUUGGUGAGGUGAGAGAGGGGUCCUGUACUGUACUUUCAUGUAGGUUGGUGCUGCUGCCGAUGUUGUUGGCCUAAGGUGGUUAGCUCCUUAUCAUAAUCUAAU